Nicotiana attenuata is the source of this 480-nucleotide messenger RNA. Its product is annotated as inactive protein RESTRICTED TEV MOVEMENT 1-like. Bases 1 to 480 code for a protein of 159 amino acids. The record is from RefSeq and is a predicted model, not a curated record. Lineage: Eukaryota; Viridiplantae; Streptophyta; Magnoliopsida; Solanales; Solanaceae. The transcript has 2 exons.
AUGAAUAUGAUUAAAGUUGGUCCAGUUGGAGGAUAUGGUGCAAGCAAACAUUCAACAAUUUGGAGUGAAAAGGGACGAGACCAAGUUGCCGGUUUUCGUAUUACAUACGGCAAACACUCAGUUUAUUCACUUCAGUUCAUGUACUAUGAGAAUGACAGAUUAGUUUUAUCAGACAGACAUGGUGAUUGUGAUGAUGAUGAAAAAAGAAACUUCGUUCCCGUUGUUUUUGAUUAUCCAUCAGAAUAUCUUACUUCGAUAAGUUGUUCAGUUCCUAUGGACCAUGCAUUUGGGCGCCCUUCAACUGAUGGCAAUGAUAUUGACUUCGACUUAUCGAUAGGAAAUCGUCGUUUAUUUGGUGGUUUUCAUGGCAGUGAGAAUUGCUAUGGCGUUGGAAGUAUUGGGGUCUAUUUGAAGACAGAAAGCAAUGAUCAAGAAGGAUCUUCAAGUAAUAAAGCGUCGAAAAGGACGAAGAGCUAUUAA